Nipponia nippon (crested ibis) is the source of this 1107-nucleotide messenger RNA. The record is from RefSeq and is a predicted model, not a curated record. NCBI's taxonomy places the organism in Eukaryota, Metazoa, Chordata, Aves, Pelecaniformes, Threskiornithidae.
AUGCCGGUGAUCAGCCGCCCGACGCCCACCACGCCGGCCACCGUGCGCGCCUACGCGCGGGCGCUGGCGCAGUACGCGGGAGCGCAGUGGGCGGAGAGCGCCCGGGCGCUGGAGGCCAGUUUGCGCCUCCACCGCCUGCUGCGCGACAGCGAAGCGCACUGCCACCGCCGCUGCGCCGUGCCCGCGGAGGGGGACCCCGCGGAGGAGCCCCCCGCGGAGGGGGACCCCGCGGCGUGGGAGUGGGAGCGGGAGAUGCAGCUCUUCGGGCGGCUGCUGCGCCGGGCCGGCUGCCUGCGCGCCUGCAAGCGCGACUUGCCCGUCUUCCAGCUGCGCUACCCCCCCGCGCAAACGCUGCGCGACUUCCAGCGCCGCCUGCCCUACCAGUACCUGCACUACGCGCUCUUCAAGUCAAAUAGGAUCGAGAAAGCGGUGUCCGCUGCCCACACCUUCCUGCAGAAGAACCCCAAGCAUGAGAUGACCUUGAAGUACCUGAACUAUUACAGGACGAUGCUGGACGUGGAUGAAUACCUGGUUGACCUGGAGGCUCAGCCCUACGAGCCGAUAUUCGUGCGGUCGGUGAAGCUGGACAACAACGGGGACCACUUUGUGAGCGUGCUGCAGUGCAAGGUGGACUGUGAGACCGAGCUCACCCCCAACGUGGGUGGCUACUUCGUGGAGAAGUUCGUGGCCACCAUGUACCACUACCUGCAGUUCGCCUACUACAAGCUGAACGACGUGCGGGACGCGGUGCGCAGCGUCUCCAGCUACAUGCUCUUCGACCCGGGUGACGCCGUGAUGCAGCAGAACCUGGUCUACUACCGCUUCCACCGCGAGCGCUGGCGCCUGCUGGAGGAGGACUUCGAGCCCCGGCCGGAAGCCGUGCGCUACCACAACCGGACAGCCGCCCAGAAGAAGAUGCUGGACUUCGCCAGGCAGUACCUGCAGGCUGACGAUGAGAUGGAGGUGGACGACGGCGAGGGGCCGGAGGCGUGGGACCUGCCCUCCGACGGCGAGUUCGAGGGCGAAGGCGACUAUGAGGAGGGCUUCUAUGCAGAGUGGUGGCAGGAGCCCAAGACCAAGGGGGACAAAGCCGACCAAGGUUCCUGA